AUCAAGAUGGGCACGAAAGGAAUCCGUUUGAAGAUGCUGCUUCCGUUGAUGGUGGCCAUUGUUUUAGCCGAAACUACCGGCAGCCAGGUUCAAUUGGAUCCGGAAAUUAACCUGCCAGCGAUCGUUUUUCGCAAGGAACACGGAACACCGGCCAAGUUUCGGGGAGCUACCUUCCAGAAGAAUUUCUGUGCGGCUUUUCCAGUGGCUGAUGGCACUUUUCUCACUUCGGCUCACUGCUUGGCAACCGCUGCAAGCAUUGAUCUGGUCGGACUGGGAAACGUGGAGAUUGAAAAGAUCGGGACCCAUUCGAAGUUCGAUUUAAAAGUGUUCCAGCUGAAGAACCGAAAUCUGACCCCACGAUCAAGGCAUGUAGGCCUUGACUCCGAGGUCAUGGACGAUACAUGUGCCGUUCUUGUUUUGAAUAAAGCUUUCCGCUGGACAGUCCUACCUGGAGCAACUCCCACGCGCUGUCUGGACAACGCCUCGAAGGACAAGAUUUGCUUCAAAUCGGAGAAGACUCCGGCCGGAUUGGACUUUGCCGUUGUUUGCGAAGGAGGCCGGACGCUGCAUGCUGUUUUCCACGGUCAGCGUGGUGCCGAAGUCAGCUUUACCGUAUGCAGUACGGCUCAUUGCUCGGAAUUCGUGAAACAAAGUGCCACAACACGUGUGAAACGGCAGGGAGUUGAUUCAGCUGUUCCACCAGCAGAUGAUUCAGUGGUUCCACCAGCAGAUGAUCCAGCGGUUCCGGCAGCAGAUGAUCCAGCGGUUCCGGCAGCAGAUGAUCCAGCGGUUCCGGCAGCAGAUGAUUCAGCGGUUCCACCAGCAGAUGAUUCAGCGGUUCCACCAGCAGAUGAUUCAGCGGUUCCACCAGCAGAUGAUUCAGCGGUUCCACCAGCAGAUGAUUCAGCGGUUCCACCAGCAGAUGAUGCGGCAGUUCCGCCAACUGAUAAUGCUUCCCCCACUGCCACUUCCGGAUCAUCAGGCAAUGCUCCAGUCCCAAGUGAUUCCUCUGCACCUGCACCAAGUGCAGGGGCCGUUGCUGCUGCAACCAACACAGACACUACUCUCCCAGGUCCAGACGCCAAUACUGACGGCUUUCCUUUUCCACCACCUCUACAUCAGGCGUUCAAAAUCAUGCCAAAGAAGUUUCCUUAUCCACCGUUGGAAGUAGUUCAGAGUGCCCCGGUUCCAACAAGGGCACACAAGCGACCCGUGUUGCAGAAUCCCUAUGCAGUUCAAGCACCUAAGGAAAAGUCAUUUCCAGAACCUCUUGCUAUCAUUUCGAUGACAACCGAACAGCCCGUACAACAGGUCAAGGAGCAGCCGAACCAUUUCGUCUCAAACAACGGUGACGUUUCAGUGCAGCUUCCAAUGCGAACCGAGUCCCCGGAUUUGUCGGAUCUGACGGAGUACGAAGUGCUUGGAACACAAGAUGCACCCGUGCUUUCUGCGAACAACGACGUCAAAGCAGAGGAAGCUCCUGCAGCUUCACCCCAGUAUGUUGCUACUUCCGAUAAACAGUAUGCUGUCCCAGCAGCUGUACAGCAGCAAGUUCAAAGACCCAGUGCUGGAGGCUUCGCUAUGGCACCGGCAGAUUGGCGCUACUCCGUUACACCAAGACCGCAGCGAAGAUGCAAAACGACAACCUUCAGACCGUCGUGCCGAGCCCCGCAGCCAUCCGCUGCAGAAGCUGCUGCAUACAACAACCAGGGACAAAUGGCCGCUGGAUCUCCGGCAAUGGGUGCGGCCAACUAUCCCGUAUAUUCUUCACCUGAAAACUAUCAACCGAAUCAGGCAAUGGGAGGGGCUGCAGUGGGAGCCGCUGUAGCAGGUUCCAGUCGCCCGGUCGGUCCGGAUCCGUGGAUGGUGGCCGCUCAAAAAGCAGUUCCAACGGGUUCUGUCCAGCCUAAGGACGACGAAAAUGAACCCGAAACUGGAGCGGUGGAAUCUUCCGCCGAACGCAAUUCACUGGCGGUCAUUGCUCUCGUAGUAGCCAAUGCUUUGUACUUUAUGUUGUAA
Messenger RNA from Ochlerotatus camptorhynchus, 2019 nucleotides. RefSeq lists its product as uncharacterized. The record is from RefSeq and is a predicted model, not a curated record. The coding region runs from base 7 to 2019 and encodes 670 amino acids. Lineage: Eukaryota; Metazoa; Arthropoda; Insecta; Diptera; Culicidae. The transcript has 3 exons.